AUGUCUGACGAAGUUCAGGGGCCUCCCACGCCCAGAAUCCAACAGCAAGAGUUUAAAACACAGUCUAAUCCCAAAGUACCUACAUAUCAGGCACCAUCCUCAACAUCCUCAGAUUCUCCAAUGAAUAAGGAACCAUCAGGUGCACAUCCUAAUCUACUUAAGGUGAACACAGAUUUACCGGUUAGUAGUCCACAGGAGUUGGAACAGCAGAGAACUCCACUUUCUUUGGUCAUUUCAUCAUUUGACAAUGUGCAAACUCUACCUACUCCUAUGGCAUAUACGCCACCAGCCAUUCAACCGCGUUCUCCAAUUGAUCAGUUGCAUGUAGUUAAAAGGCGAGACCCUAAUCGUGCUAGAAAUUUGAAUCUCUCACCUGGGAAGCAGCAGAGAUAUCUUUCCGAAAUAUUCCCAUUGCCUGAUUCUUCAGUUCAAAGAGUCAAUUCUCUGCCGACAGUUUCUGAGACUGCAACACUGGAUACUGCGUUAGCCGAUAGUGCUACUGAAGAUGAAAAACCUCUAUUAGAUGUUGGUGAGGAUAUUUUGACUGGAUAUUUAGUGGAUCAUUAUAAGGAACCAUUAUACUGGCGUAAACUUGAUGAAAUUGGUUCAGGUAAUUUUAGUACGGUUUUCCGUUAUGAAUCCUUAGAUCAGGCACAUGCAGAGUUGAGACAAGUUGCAGUUAAGAGAAUAAAAUAUCCUGAAGAAUUGAUCAGAGGUAAAUGCGAUGAUGAUAGUGAUACUAAAUAUAAGGAAUUGUUAUCGAGAUUAGAAAGUUCUUUGACAAGAGAAUUAAGCGUUUUAAAAUCGUUGAGUCAUCCAUGUGUGGUCAAACUUUUUGGUAUCAAUAAUCCAACUUUCUUACAGAGUGGUAAACCAUUGAGAGACUUAAUGAACCAAAAUAGUGGUCUACCGCCUUGUGAUAUGAUUAUGUCUUAUUGUGCAGGUGGUGAUCUAUUAACCGCUGCCGCUGAUUGCAAUGGAAAAAUUGAAAUGUGGCUGAUUCAACGUAUAUUUGCAGAAUUAACUUUAGCGGUCAAAUAUUUGCAUGAAUCUCAUGUUAUUCAUAGAGAUUUGAAAUUGGAAAACGUUUUACUCAAAUAUCCAUUGCCUGCCUUGAUAGGUAUGAAAGAUUCACCUCUGUUCUUGCAAACAAAUUUCAUAGAAUUGGCAGAUUUUGGUCUAUGUAAACGUAUUAAACCUGGUGAACUUUCUACCGCAAGAUGUGGAUCCGAAGAUUACGUUUCACCAGAAAUUCUCAUGGGGGUUCCAUACGAUGGUCGUCUAAGUGAUACUUGGGCACUCGGUGUAAUACUAUAUGGGUUGUUAGAAUGUAGGUUGCCAUUUGAUCCUCCACCAAAUGCAACUGCAAGACAAAGGAACAGGGCGACUGCUCAUAGAAUUGCAAGAUUUGAUUGGAAAUGGUACCAAUGGGCUAAUGCAGACAUCCCUGCAAAGGAAAUAGUAGAAAACACAUUAGCAAGGAAAACUAACCGUUGGAUGAUUGACAAGAUUUACGAAUCUCAAUUCGUCAAAGAAGCAGCAACCCAAUUUGCAUUUUAA
Molecule: messenger RNA, 1560 nt
Organism: Zygosaccharomyces rouxii
Lineage: Eukaryota; Fungi; Ascomycota; Saccharomycetes; Saccharomycetales; Saccharomycetaceae
Gene: PRR1
Product: serine/threonine protein kinase PRR1
Exons: 1
Coding region: 1-1560 (519 amino acids)
Biological process (GO): protein phosphorylation; intracellular signal transduction
Cellular component (GO): cell cortex
Molecular function (GO): protein serine/threonine kinase activity; ATP binding
Source: RefSeq, a predicted model, not a curated record